Molecule: messenger RNA, 11455 nt
Organism: Porites evermanni
Lineage: Eukaryota; Metazoa; Cnidaria; Anthozoa; Scleractinia; Poritidae
Source: the annotation of a GenBank genome assembly
AUGGAGGAAUGCGAAACGAAAGACAACUUUUGUGCGAACAGUGACGAGUGCAAAGAUGGCAACUCGGUUGCUUCGGAUAUUGUCGAAGACAGAGAUACUGGCUUUGUAGAAGAAACCCUGUCGAAUUCAGAUAAUUUCGAGAUUGAAAGCGGUGUGGAAAGUGCAACUGGAGAUGUUACUGAGGCUGACUGGACGGAACUGGCUGAAUUGUUAGAUCUGAAUUCGUAUCUCACCGGCUCGGAUGAAAGUUUACGUUUGGGCGACCUCGACUUGACCACCGAACAAGCACAAGAAACGCUGAAAUAUUUCAGUGAGUAUUGCGAUUUGAUAUAUUUGAUUUCAAAUAUUAAUAAUGUGAGAAAAUUUAUUGCUAAACGCUUGUUGUGUUGAAACAAAAAAGUCUUAUACCAAAUUCUUCAGUAAGACAACCUUUGUUUUGACGAUUUUUAAGGCAAAUGUUUAACCUUUAUUUGUAUAUUUAUAAAACCAGCGAACGGGUUCAACAUUAAGCUUAGACAAGAAAAAUAGUGAAAGGUCUUUUUCUUAAUAUUAUAUUGUGUCCUCCAAAAUAAUUUCAGUUCCUAAUUGUUUCAAACAAAGAAUUGAAAUUGAAGUACAAAACAUCUGUGCUUUGUAAGUUCUUUAUUAGAAGCGGAUUAUUUCCUCUUUUGCUUAUGUAACCGGCCGAAGUGUUUUUGAUUGAAUUGUAAACUUAAAGUUAUCAUUAUGGAGGCAUGCUCUUGAUCUUGAAUACUUUGACUUUUGAUAUUUUACAUGUAAACUUCAUAUAUGGUGCCAGUUAUUGUUCACAAGACAAAGCUCCAGAAAAUUUAGCGCUUUGUCUAUUUAUGCAAUCUUUUGUUUUCUUAAUUUGACUUGGAUUAAGUUUAUAAAGUUUUUUUUUGACAUGUUUUGUUUAUGAAAACUCAUAAGCUCUCAACUAUGAUAAUAUUAAACCAUUUUCGCAUGAGUCCACUCUAUAAAUGUAUACAAAGAACUUUACACAGGGGUCAUUCCACAGUAUUCCGUCUGUUGCGGAAGGGAAAUUCAGAGACACUAAUCAUGUUGUAGUGUAAUAAGUUUUUUUCAUUUACUUCUGGAUAUUUAGGGAGUUUUUAUGUCUUUUAGGGAGCUAUCANUAUAUGAUGCCAGUUAUUUAAUCGUGUUCACAAGACAAAGCUCCAGAAAAUUUAGCGCUUUGUUUAUUUACCCAAUCUUUUGUUUACUUAAUUUGACUUGGAUUAAGUUUAUAAAGUUUUUUUUUUGACAUGUUUUGUUUAUGAAAACUCAUAAGCUCUCAGCAAUGAUAAUAUUAAACCAUUUCCGCAUGAGUCCACUCUAUAAAUGUACACAAAGAACUUUACACAGUUUAUGUUGUGGGUAAAAUUUCUUCUUAUGUUUUAACCAGUAUUCAACCCAUUAAGGAUUUAAGUUUUUGCUGGACAGUUCUUACCAUGGUUCUGGUUUAACCCUUUAAGCCCCAAGAUCCAAAUACAAAUUCCCCAGACUGAUCUCCAUACAUUUCUUUAAAGAAUAGUUGAGAGAAUUUGGUUUAAGAUCAAAGAGUUCUCCCCUUGGUGAUCAAUUUAGAAAUUCUCAUAACCUUUACUCUUAAUGAUCUGCUGUUGUUGUUAGGAGAAAAUUGAUGUUGGUCACUCUUGGGGCCUAAAGGGUUAAAAAGUACCUAAAACUUUUACAUGUAUCCACGGCAGAACAAUAUUUAUCUUUUGACAAACUUCUCCGCUCUUCUAUUAUACUGUCUCUAUAGACAUCCAUUUAUGAUUUUUCAUGUAUUGAGGAAAGCGGUCUGAAAUGCAUCAGUUUUAUGGAUGUCUGUGGGCAUGACCUCUAACAUCAAUAACGCAGGCUUUUAAGUCUCCCAGUGUGAGUUUAACAUGGGAUUUUCCACUGAUUAGCUAGCUCAUACAGUCUAGUCAAUGUAUUUGGAGCAGAGUUUAGAGACUUGACUAAUAAAGUCAGUCUAUGACAAUCAUGUGCAGCUCUUCUGACGUCAGUCUGAGAUGCCCAGGGUUGAGGUGUAGGAAAGCCCCAAAGUGGCCAAAGUCACAAUUCAAGAAAGUUUCAAUUUCAUUUUAUAAAAUGCUAACAAAUACAAGUAAUAGUACCAUGUGAAAGCACUGCCAAAAAGUUUCAUUUGAAUGGUCGCACCAAACGAUUUGAGCCCCAUUCUCCAAAGCUAGAUUCACCAUACAGGACUUCAUUGUUCACUGUGGUAGUAAAAGCAGGGCAUAUCUAAUCGAUAGAAAUCGAUCAUCAAAAAUGUAAUCGAUUAAUCGAUAAUACUCGAUAGUACUCGAUAUUUGUCGAUGGAUUAGUCAAUUUAAUAUUGAUUGAAAUCUAUAAUCACAAAUCUUUUGUCACAUCUAUGGAAAUUGAAAAUCAAAAACAUGAUCUGAUCUUAUCAUAACACUUCAUAACACUUACCUUCAAGCUUACCUUCAAAUCUGCUUUGUUGAUAAAGAUGAUGUUACUUCUUUCUCCAAUGGUAGCAUUUUCUUUUCGAUCAUUGUUGAACAAAUCGUUAAGAUCAAUAGCUAAUUACAUAAAUCAAUCAAAAUUGAUAAUCACAAAGACGCGAGUGAUCGAUUUCUAUCAAUUUUCGAUGGUAAUCGAUUUCUAUUGACUUUCAAAAGUAUCGAUUAGAUGCGCCCUGGUAAAAGGCUUAAUUUUUUCUACCCUUCUUUUAUAAUUUGGCUGUGUGUGUUUUUGAUUUGUUUUACUUUCCACAUGGUAAAGGAUUGUUACCAUACAGUUUGAUUGUUUCUUGAAUGAUGCAGAUUUCUCUUAGGCAAACUGCUCACUUUUUAUCCAGACUGCUCACUGGUGCUAGAACGUUGUACUCAAAUUAGCGUUUGUACCAGAUGGGCUUAUUUCGAAAAAUUGCCUGCCCAAAUUUCUGUAUUCAUAUGGUUGAUUCUUGGUCGAUAACAUUUAAUACAUAUAAUAGUAGAUAGUUUGAUGAUUUCAUUCUGUUUUGAAUUUGUCAUUUUUUUUAUUUGUUCAAGGUUUUUAUGUGUAAGAAGUCAUUGUUCUUCUUGUAUAUUUUAAUGUAUUUUUUACAGGUCAAAUUUGAUUUCAGGUUAAUUUUGAUUUAACCUAGGUUGAUUCUGAAUUUCCAAUGUCUCCUAGCCCUAGAAGACAAGCAAAAUUGAGAACCAACCUAGGUUAAAAAAUUUUAACCUGAAAUCAAAUUUCACGUGUAACAUAUUCAUAAAAGUUAUGCAUAAUGAUAUUUUUGCACACUAAUAUUAUUCAUGGAAAUUUCACCUUGAUUCAGGAAUGCUUUGCUCUGGGUAUCCAGUCAUGAAAUUUUGAAAUUAUUUUUUCAGGGAUUUAUUUUUGCAAGCAUUUACUGAGUGUCACUAUUUUUCUCACAACUGCUUUUUUAGUCAGCGUGAUAUUUAUUAUAUUCCUGGGGAUUUUCAAAACUCCUUUAAAUCCAAACAUAGACUUAACUCAGAUAUAUACCUGCACUUUGUGGUUGAUAUACUAGCAUAUAUUAAUUCUAAUUGUCUGAACUGCAUUGUACCAUUAAACCAGUUGGUAAAAAUAUUAAAGAAGGAAAUAAAAAGAACAAUUUACUUUUUAAAACUCAGUUCUUAAAAUUAUUUUGUCCACCUUGAAAAAAAGAUAUCAAGUUUGCAAUAAUUUCUGAUAGGUAUAAAUUAAAUGAAGUUUGACACAAUGCGCACUGAAUGUAAAUUGUAAUAUUCAGGUUCCGAAGUGUUUUAAGGGUUGAGAGUCAAUCUGUCUCUUUAGACAGGUGAUUCAUUCAGAUAGAACAAAAGCUUUAUGAAUGGCUCCUGUAUUUCAAUUGAAUGUUAUUGUUCUUAGCACUUUCCAAAGGAAGCAUGAUACUUGAUGAAUUAUUGAUAACUUUCAUGCCUACUAAGUGUCUUGACAGUACUAUAAGGUACUAUAUACUAAAGUGCAAAUUUAAUUAUGUCUGGAAAUUUAUUGGAAGGAGUUUUAGUGCUGGAGUCAGCAAAUUUGUAUGGUUAAUACAAUGUGGAAGGAGACAUGUUUUCACACUCACCCAACAUCACUGGAGAAGUUAAUUUCAUGACACAUUGUAAUAAUAUAUUAUUACGAGAUGAUUUGCUAAGUUUGGUUCUAACAAAAAUCAGUUUUCAUGCAUCAGUUAGAAGGCCAGGUUUGGGUGAGAAAGAUGAUGUGAUUUGGCACCAAGCACAAAGUUUAUGUUCACUUCAUGUUUUGGAACAAUAUUAUUUUUCAGCAGAUUUUGUUCUUCAAUGAUAUUGAUGUGGAAAGUGAAAAUUCCAUGAAAUGACUCUACUACAUGUAGUACUUGAUGUACACAUUACUAUUGCUGUUUAAAGAAUUAAACUUUGCUCUCUUUAAUUUUUUUUUUUACAAAUCUUAAUGGCAUAAGCAGUUGAUUAUUUCUGUUCUACCUAUUGUUAUUAUUAUUAUUAUUUUCUUGGACAGGUCACUUUUUAAUACCAUCUAUUUUAAAACUUGCAACAUAUGUCACCCGUACUUGGCAAUAAAUAUAAUUUUGACAUAAUUUUAGUAUGUAAUAUUUUGCAGAGUUUAGCAGAUAACAGUGAAUUUGUUAAAUAAAUGCACAUAUUAAUUGUACAAAUGUCAAAGACCCAAUCAGAGAUAUGCAAAUUAUAUUAUUUAGUAACAUCGUAAUAGCUGUUGUUGUUGUCCCAGGGUGAAAGGGAGGCAAUCUUCUAGGGUUACAUGUAUGUGUAACACUGAAUAUUAUUAUUAUUAAUUACCUAAUCUAAGUUAAAAAUUGUCAGAUAAUGCAUGCAGAUAUUUGGAGUCACACAGUACAGUGCGUUUUAAUUACUGUGAUCUCCUAGACUGACGCAAGAAAAAAUGUGAGCAAUGAGUCUAAUAUCUGUGUGUUAUCUGUCGAACCAUCAGUUGAUUUUAAAGGCUUUAUUCAAAUCCUGAGAAUGUUCUACUUUAUAAUCUCCAAGUUAGCUUUGAAUUGUUGACCUGAGUUGCAUUUACAUUUUCACUGUCAAAUUGUGUUUUUUUACAUUGUGGUAUGAGUGUAUGUUGGGACCGUUCUGUCAGUAGAGUGAUGGCAAAUUUGAAUGACAAUAUUAUUGGUAUUUUUAUUUUUACAGCAUUAGCGUCAGACAGAACUAACCAAAUGACCAAGACCCAUAAUGAUCUUGAUGCUAUUCUACAACUCUUGCAAGAGGUGAGUUAAAUUUUCUCUGCUUAAUGCAACUUGGUUCUAUAAUUGGUUAUACAGUAAUGGCAUCCAUGGCGAAAAUAUGGCCUGAGUUGGCUUAUUGAGUUGUUUAAGUCUUGUAUGAGCAUUAUAUUAUAUAUAAAGUACCGUAAAGUUCCCAAAGUAAUGACCCCCUGAAAGUAGCGACCUACACAUGUAUCAAAAGUAGUGAUAAAAUUUCACAGGUGCUAGCAAACGCCAAAAGUGGUGACCCUCGGAAAAUAACAACCCACCGAAAGUAGCGACUUCAAAAGUGAUUUCCCCUCCUUCUAGAAAAAUGGAAAUUAUAGUUACAACAAGCUUUACUGAACUGAUGACACAAGAUCUAUUUUUUAAUGGUUAUAAUAAUGAUCUUUGACAUUCCUUUAUGUAACUCAAAAGGUACAUUACAUCUUUUUUUUUCAAAAAGUCUUUCUUUCGUCUGUGAAUACCCACACUGUAAUCAAACAAUAAUUCUUUUGAAUAUUUAUUUAAAGAGCAACGACAUGAAAUAAGUUUCUCCCAUUAAUAAGUGCGAAUGUUUUCACAAUUAUUGCAAUAUUAUUACCGUAACUUCGUACAGCCCAUGUACGAUACACAGUUUAGCUUUCCCGAAAGUAGCUAUAGCAAAAGGCUGCUUAAGCUGAAAGUAAUGAAGGUUGUUACUUUAUUUCUGAACUCAACAGUAUGAUUUAAGUAUAAUUUGUAUCCUGACACCAAUACAGUGUUGUUUAUUGCUUUACAGUCAAGCUAGGCCAAGCUAAGCUUACCCCCACGGAUUCCAUUAAUGAACUGACCAUUUUAAAAACUGAACUAGUUUUUGCUGCUAAUGUUAUCUAAUUAUUCAAAUCUGAUUCCUGCAUGCAUAAAGAGCUAAGAAAUUUUUGACUGUUAGGUCUCUGUAUAUAUUUGGUGAGGUUGAAAAACCUUUCAUUUUUAAAUAGAUCAUACCAGUAUAUUGACUUCUAUAAGAAGGCUGGGGAGCUUUUUAUCCAUUGGAUAGCAUUUUUAAAUUUUAAACACCCAUGCCAGACUGAUCACUGUUAAAUUCAUAUUUCAGUGGUUUUUCCUAGUAGGGAUAGCUUUCAAUGAUUAAUAUUUUUUCCUCCAAAUUUUUGUUUAAUAGAAAGAGAAAGACCUAGAGCUUGCUGCCAGGAUUGGACAGGUGAGAACAUUGUCAAAUACCACAGCUACAUGUUAAGUUGAUAAUGCACAACUUGUGUGCGUCUUGUCUUAAUAUUCAAGUUUUUGUUGAUGACUGUAGUCUCUGAUCUACUGUCCAUCUUUGUUUGUAACACCUGCUUAAGAAGCUGUCAUGCAAGAAUCAGCCUGCUGACUUACUCUAAUCUCUACCACUGAGCGAGGACUAAUUUUUACCUGUCUGGGUGCUAUAAUUAAUAAAUAUUAUAAAUAAUAAAUAAAAUUUAUUUUCUCUUGAGGUACACAGGUGCCAACUUUUCAUUUUGUUACUCUUCUAGUCCUUAUUGGAAAGAAACAAGCAGCUAUUGGCUAAAACGCAAGCUUUUGAAAGUUUUGUUGCUGAAUGUGAUGAAAAGGUCAGUACAAGAAUGUUUAAGGGGAGCUGUCAUUAAAGUUUUAAGUGGCUUCAUGGUCUCUCAUGGAAAGUAGUUAUUUAUCCGACAGAUCCUCCUUUAGGUUGAGUUUGAGCGUGCAGGUGAACGUAGUCCUGAAUAGGACUGUUGUUGUUGACAGUGACCGACAUUUCGACAACCUGUGUGGUAGUCAUCUUCAGAGUCAAAGUGAGUUGUAUCACGUCAGUUGAUGGUAUUAAACUCGGGUUAUUGGUCUGAUUGGGACAGUCCUAUUCAGGACUACAUUCACCCAGACGAUCAAACUCAACCUACUUUUGAAAUGACUCCUGGGUUCAAACCUUUCACAAAUCCCCCUUUGUUUGAUCGUUUGACUCAUUUUCANAAGUUUUGUUGCUGAAUGUGAUGAAAAGGUCAGUACAAGAAUGUUUAAGGGGAGCUGUCAUUAAAGUUUUAAGUGGCUUCAUGGUCUCUCAUGGAAAGUAGUUAUUUAUCCGACAGAUCCUCCUUUAGGUUGAGUUUGAGCGUGCAGGUGAACGUAGUCCUGAAUAGGACUGUUGUUGUUGACAGUGACCGACAUUUCGACAACCUGUGUGGUAGUCAUCUUCAGAGUCAAAGUGAGUUGUAUCACGUCAGUUGAUGGUAUUAAACUCGGGUUAUUGGUCUGAUUGGGACAGUCCUAUUCAGGACUACAUUCACCCAGACGAUCAAACUCAACCUACUUUUGAAAUGACUCCUGGGUUCAAACCUUUCACAAAUCCCCCUUUGUUUGAUCGUUUGACUCAUUUUCAAACUUAUAGAAGCAGGCUAAAUUUGCUGCAGUAGCUGGCUAACAAAGCUGGCUGCUAAUGACUUCAAUAAUCAACUUGUUUUAUAAACUAAAAUAAAAAUUUUGUUUUACCAGGAAACCCAGCUUCAGCAUGAGGUGUCUAUGAAGAAUGAACUGCUUCAGAAAUUUUUGAGGGAUCAAGAAUUAGAAGAGUACUAUCAGCUGUCUCAUCGCUCAGAUGAAGACAGUCGAAGGUGAGCUGAAUUACACCAUUUUAAAAUGUCAAUCAAUCUUUAUUCAUGGGGUCACUUCAUUAAAAAGGCUCGAAUGUAAGUUUGCCCAGGCUGAUCUGAUUUUAAUACUCUCCAUAAGGGGUAGGCUCAUCAGAGCGUAUAGCAUAGACCAGUAAUGCAAUAAAAAAAUAUCCUCUUAAAAAUAUUCCACUUAAUAUGACAGAUCUAGAGAUCCAAUGAGAUUUCUUCAACCAUGGCCUGAAGUAGACUUUGUACAGAUAGCCAAGUAGUUUGUAAAAAAAUCUCUCCUGGGACUGCUGGUUAAUUAGUGCAUCCCUAAAUAAGUGGCAAGUCAUUUACCCUACGAGCAGUGGUUUCUCCAAGCUGGACGCUACACUACGAAGGGAUAGAACUCUCCCUUCGUAGCAUAGUGUCCGGCCUGGAGAAACCACUGCUGGCAGGGUACAAGUCAUUAAGCUAUGCUCUAAAAUGUGCUUAAUUCUCUUCUUUUUGCAGUAGCGACAGUUUUUGCAGAGAUGAAUCAAUCAACUCAUUACAGCAGAAAUGUCAAGCCUUGGAGCAACAGAACACACAUCUCAUCUUAGAGGUAUGACAAUAAAUGACCAACAGUAUAUCGAAGGUGAUUCUUACAAUAUGCAAAAGUAUUAGUUAAACCACUGUGAUGUCUCAUAUUUAGGUUUCUAUAAUGUGAUUCUUUAGCUCUGGAAAUUACAAAGAUUUACUGUAGACUUGCUUGGAUGAAUUUUGUAGGCUUUGCAGAUAAAGGAGGAGACAGCCUCAGUUGAAAUGAAGGAGCAGCAACUUGUCUUAGAUUGUGUCAAGCAACUAGGUAAGUGAAUCAGUCCCUCCUAGGAAAUCUAAAGUAAAAGGAGAAAUAAUUUAAGUAGGUGGAAAUAAAUUAGCUCGAAAUCACAGAGGGUAGGUAUGGGAGGGAGCUGGCCCCCAUCUUUUGUUGAACUCUAGGGCUUUUCCCAGGAAAAGCAGCUACAAAACAAAUACUUUUGCACUUUGAAUUUAGGCUUCGCAAAAUGAUUUCAUUUGAUGAUAAUAUUAUUUGUGUCUUUGAUAGUUGAAGCAAAAGAUCAGAUAACUUCCCUGACUGAUGAGAUUUCUCAGAAAGCAGACGACAAUAUCAGGCAACAGGUAUGUAUAUCAUUUUCUUGAACAGAAUACAAAAUAAGGGUCUUAUUUUUGGUUGUGUGUGCAGCCUUUCACUUGAAAGCAUACCUAAAAGAAAUCCUUUUUUUUUUUGUUAUUUUCAUUACUUAAUUUCAGCUCAUUACUUUUUCCUUUUUUUGAUCAUGCAAAGUGUGUAGUAAAAAUCUUAUUUUCUUACAAUUAGAGCAAUAAACAUUGAAUUCUCUUUUGGUAUCGUUAAUAACCUAGUUGCCACCACAAGUUUUUCUGAAAAACACUGUUUGAAGCUACAGACAAGCUGUUUCCUGGUCAGCAUCUGGCCAAAACAAGAAAAGACUGCCCAAGAGGUUGUUUACAAGUUGAGCACUAUGUUGGCUUUUGUUCUUGAUGCUUCAUGUAUAAGUUCCAAAGUUCAGGCUUGCACAGAAGGCAAAGUUUCUCCUCUUGACUUUCACCUUUUGGUUUCUCUACUUCUCAUUUCUUUUGUUUUCCUUUCACUGAACAUUUACUAGGCCUCAUUUUGGUUGGAAGUUUCCAUAAAAAUGUGGAAUAUCGUUGAGUUAAUUCAAAGGUACAGUGUAAAUGGUUUAGGAAAUUUUAAGCAAAGACUUUUUUUCUCUUUUUAGGAAGAAAUCACCCAUCUAAUAACAACAGUUGUGGAUCUUCAGACAAGGCACAAGGAAGUAAGAUUAUACCUUUCAAGGCUCAAUGUCCACGGAGAAAUUCUCUUGACUGAUCUCUGUGCAUUUCGUUAAGAAUAAGUAGUGAGAAUGUGAUAAAAGAUCAAAGCAUUUUCACUUUGAUGAUCAUUUUAUUAAUUCUCAUAACCUUUGCUCUUGAUGUUGUACUGAUAUUGUCAGGAGAAAUUUGCCGUUGGUCACUCUUGGGACUUAAACAGGGUUUGUACAGAGUCUUGAAUUCUUGAAAAAGUCUUGAAAUUUGCCCAACAAUUUUCCAGACUUGUUAAAUACUGGAAAAUAGAGAUAAAGUCUGGAAAAAAAUGGUAAAAAGUCUCGAGGUUUUUUGAAAGCUAGAACAAGUGCUUUACAAGUGAAAUUUUUUUCCUGUUGGUCAAAUCGUAUUCAAUCUUACCUGUAUGUUUGCAGUGCAUCAUUGAAAAGGGUUUGUUUCUGUUUUUUUUUUUAAGGUCUAUAUUGAUCACCUAUUUGAUAACCUUGAGUCUGGAAAAAGUAAUUAUUUUUUUGGAAAAAGUCUGGAAAAAGUCUUGAAUUUUUUGGAUCCAAAAAUCUGUAUGAACCCUGUUAAAGGGUUAACGAUAUGCAUUCUCCUAACUGUACUUGUAAUUUCUUAUGCUACUGGUGCAUGUUAUAUUUGGUGAUCUUUCCUCUAUUGCAGGGCUUUGAUUAAGAGCAGGGGGCCAGGGAUUUUCUCUGGUUAGUACGAACAUGACCCCCACCUACUUUAGAAGGAAAAUGGAAGAAAAAUAGAACCAAACAAUAUCCCUAGCAGCUUGAUUCCCCGCCUACUUACACCAUUUACCUGGCAACCUGAAAUUUUAAUGACAGCCCUGCUCUAUUGUAAUGGCUAUCAUAUUAACUGUUCUGCAAUUUUAUGUGCAACAAAAAGUGAGCUGUUAUUCUGUCAUGUAAGUGCUCAUGUUAUUUUUCUGUUUUCAGCUGUCAUCGAAUAAUGACGAUUUACAAAGUUUGUUAAACUCAUCCCAGGCCAAUCAAGAACAGCUGAAGACUCAGGUGAUUGCCGUUAAAUUAAGAGGAAAUUAUUUUUAUUUUCUUAGGUUCGCCAAUGCUGUCAUGGUCACCAAUUACUGUGGGCCCAUAACAGUCCCUCCCCCCUUUAGAGAUAGACCACCACACCUGGGUUUACUUUCCCUACUCUUUACGAAUGGUGUGUGGGUUUCUUCAAUGUCCCAGGGAAUUUAUAUGUGCAUGGGUUGUGAGACAGGGCCUAUGGUUUAUCCUCCUUAUCCAAGAAGACUAGAAAGUUUAACGAUUAUUAUGUAAGUUUCACUUGGUGAACGAACCAGACAAGUAUGGCGAGACAAAUCCUGUCAUGUACCAGGGUUGUCAUUAAGAGUCGAGGGCUGGGGAUUUCCCCCUGCUAUAGUUAGUGUGGCCCCCGGCUACUUUCAUAGGAAGAUAGAAAAAAAAAAGCCAAAAGAAAUCCCUAGCUGUUUGAUUCCCUGCCUACUUCUUGUAUUUACCCGGCAACUUGAAAUCUUAGGGACAACUGUGAUGUACAAACACACGAAAAGAACUCAGCAGAUGCUGUUCGCUGAUUGGUCAAAAUAAUACAAAGCAUAUUUUGUGACCAAUCAGGGGCCACCAUUCACUUGAACAUUUGGAAUUGGUCUGGUGAUGGUCAGUAGCGAGGGGCUCUUCUGCCCGUGCUUUUGUCACACCUUUUCUCCCUCGUGACUGACUGCCUCUGGAUCACCGAGGAUGAUCAUUAGCAAGAGCUAAAUAAAAACUGUUUGUUUCAGGUUAAUGAUUUGCAAGAAAAAUACCAUGAAUGUCUGGAGAUGCUGAUGGAAAACCAGGUGAUUUAA